CAUUCCCAGGGGUCGAACUAUUUCUUCACGCCUCUUUACUGUCAUCUGGUUUAAGUUUUAAGAAUCCCGAAAAGAGAAUUAAGAAAUUUUGUGGAGCUAAAAGUUUAAUUUAUUUGCCUCUAUGUCUUCUGUGAGUAAAAAGAGGCGAUUAUAAGAAGGGAGAGGAGGAGGGAACUAGCGGUUGCGGCGGACUUCCGGUUCCGCCCCCAGUCUGCUUCCGGAAGCUCCUCUCAAAAUGUUGAACUGCUCUUGGGAAGUCGCCGGUUCUGUGGUGGUUGGAGUCUGUUCUCGGGCCUGAGCCUCGAGGCCAGGCUCCUGGGUGUUGUUAAUGUUCGGGGCCGCCGGGCGCCAACCGAUCGGAGCUCCAGCCGCCGGGAACAGCUGGCAUUUCAGUAGAACCAUGGAAGAACUGGUUCAUGAUCUUGUCUCAGCACUGGAAGAGAGCUCAGAGCAAGCUCGAGGUGGGUUUGCUGAAGCAGGAGACCAUUCUCGAAGUAUAUCUUGUCCACUGAAACGUCAGGCAAGGAAGAGGAGAGGGAGAAAACUGAGGUCGUAUAACGUGCAUCACCCGUGGGAGACUGGUCACUGCUUGAGUGAAGGCUCUGAUUCCAGUUUAGAAGAACCAAGCAAGGACUAUAGAGAGAAUCACAAUAAUAAUAAAAAAGAUCAUAGUGACUCUGAUGACCAAAUGUUAGUAGCGAAACGCAGGCCAUCAUCAAACUUAAAUAAUAAUGUUCGAGGGAAAAGGCCACUGUGGCAUGAGUCUGAUUUUGCUGUGGACAAUCUCGGGAACAGAACGCUGCGCAGGAGAAGAAAGGUAAAACGCAUGGCAGUAGACCUCCCACAAGACAUCUCUAACAAACGGACAAUGACCCAGCCACCUGACGGUUGUAGAGACCAGGACAUGGACAGUGAUAGAGCUUACCAGUAUCAAGAAUUUACCAAGAAUAAAGUCAAAAAAAGGAAGCUGAAAAUAAUUAGACAAGGACCAAAAAUCCAAGAUGAAGGAGUAGUUUUAGAAAGUGAGGAAAUACACCAGACCAAUAAGGACAAAAUGGAAUAUGAAGAGCAAAAAGUCUCAGAUGAGCUCAUGAGUGAAAGUGAUUCCAGUAGUCUCAGCAGCACUGAUGCUGGUUUGUUUACCAAUGAUGAGGGAAGACAAGGUGAUGAUGAGCAGAGUGACUGGUUCUACGAAAAGGAAUCAGGCGGAGCAUGUGGUAUCACUGGAGUUGUGCCCUGGUGGGAAAAGGAAGAUCCUACUGAGCUAGACAAAAAUUUACCAGAUCCUGUCUUUGAAAGUAUCUUAACUGGUUCUUUUCCCCUUAUGUCGCAUCCGGGCAGAAGAGGUUUCCAAGCUAGACUCAGUCGCCUUCAUGGAAUGCCUUCAAAGAAUAUUAAAAAGUCUGGAGGGACUCCAACUUCAAUGGCUACAAACUGGACCAGUGAGAUUCCCCUAUAAACCAAAUCUUCUAAUGCUAUUAAAUUAGUUACGUUUUGAACAUCUGGGGAAUGACAUUCGAGGGAACCUGGCUCCUGUCCUCUUCCCUGGAGGAAUAUCACUGAAGUGAGAGCCUCUUUGAUGAAAAGAUGGGGCUGUUUUUGCUGGAGGACUGGUAUUCUUCCUUUUAGUCAGAAGUGAACCUGAUUGGGGAGGCUUUCUAGGGAUUUAGGUUGGCCCAGGGUGGAUAGAAACUGCUGUAAAUUUUAUAUAUUUUUCUCUUUUAUGAUUUUUACAUUGAAUCCAUUUAUGUAUUAUUUGCUUUGCCAAAAUGCUAACAAAAGCUAGAAAAUUAAAAGCUUCCAGAUCUAACCUAAGUAUUCCUUAAUGUUUAUAUUGUGACUAGUUAAGAAUUAAUUUUUACAUAUCUGACUGUUGUAAAUAAAAAUCAUGAUGCACUUAUAUUUAUGGUUCAAUUUUAGAGAAGUCUUAUAUAACCAGCAUUAUUUAAAAUAUUUGCAUUUUACUCAGGGUAUUUUAACAAGGGCUAAGAUGAGUAGUAGGUAAGGUUGAUGAUCUUGCUGGAGUUUGUAUUUUGUUCAGUUUCCUUUCUACUUGCAUAAUCUGCUCUGUAUUGCAACCUCAUUGUAUUUUAUAGUAUAGUUUUCAUUGUACUUCAAAAAUCAUACUAUUCCCAAACUAGCCACAGUGAUAACUAGUCUGCACAAGUAGAAUCAUUUACCUUUUAAAUUAUUGGCUUUGUCUGAUACCUGAAACACAUCAAAAUUAUUAUUUUGACUUAGCGCUUAAUGAAAUCAUGUGAAAGCUGGUAUUUUAGCAAAUACUGUGUGACUCUGAAUCAUAUUGUCAUGUUUAAAAGUGAGAGCUGCUUGUAUAUCCUUAGAACAGCAGACCAUAUGUGUCACUGUGAGUGUCAGAAAUACUUGCAUGAACUCAUUUUCACCAAGCAGGGGGGAAAUGUAAUGUUUUUGUUGAUGAUAUAAUUUAGAUACUAUACUAAGUUCAGGCCAUUUGAUUUCUUCAAAAUGGUUAUAUUAAAAUGGUUAAUAUUUUUACUAAGCUUUGAUAAUUGAUGAAAACAAUGUGAUUUAAUACAUGUAUUUUUAUAUUAUUGUAUGGAUUGUUAAUUCAGCACUUAAUGGUUUACUUAAAUAUGAUUGGAAAAGAAACUUAAAGUUACCAUUGCCUUUACCUAAGGUUAUUACAAUCUGAAAGAUUUCAACAAAUCUCCUUUUAGAUUGCUUGUCUAAACUGGAGAGAGAUUAAAAAUGGUAAAGUGCAACUUUGAGUCUCUUUACCUUUGCAUAUUUAAGGUGAUAUUUAAAGGUACAAUAAUGUGGUAUUGGUAAUUGUAAGCUUUUUUUAUGCUAUGUCUUUGGAGUGAAAAGUCAUGGUUUUUUCCUGAAUUACAUAAAUGCUUUUAUUUUAUUUUGUAUAAUGACUGUCUUUUAGAUCUGAAUAAGUCACUUUAAAACCUUGGCCUAUGAACUUUGCCUUACCAAUCAUGAAUCUAGAUGAAUGCUAUCUAGUUCUUGGUUCAGUUUUACCUAUUUUUAUUUUUGGUUCACUGCUUGCUUGAGCAUAGCUGGGAUUUGUAGCCCAUUUUCUAGGCUUAUUGCAAUCUCACUGUGGUAUUUUAUAGAAGCUAUUACAACUGAUAGGCUAGCUUCAUGGUAUUGAUGAUACAUGGCUUAACCAUACUAAAAACUGCCUUUCCUCUCUAAAUUGUAAAAAGGUGAUUAAGUUUCACUUGAUGGAGAUAUACUAUAUAUGUGUGUUUAUCAUGGAACUAGUGCAUUAGGCCAUAAACUGUUUUUCUGGUCUACAUUUUUUGUAUUCAAAAUUUUACUGAAGACAAUGGACUCUUUCAGGUCUUUUCUUCUUUCAACCCUGAAUUGUCCUUGUUUAGAUUUUUAACUACUGUAAUUUUUUUUUUCAAUAAAAUCUCUGACUUGGGCAAGAAAGGUAA
Messenger RNA from Lemur catta (Ring-tailed lemur), 3428 nucleotides. It is a transcript of the gene GPATCH2, whose product is annotated as G-patch domain containing 2. The record is from RefSeq and is a predicted model, not a curated record. The transcript is spliced from 6 exons. Bases 329 to 1459 code for a protein of 376 amino acids. NCBI's taxonomy places the organism in Eukaryota, Metazoa, Chordata, Mammalia, Primates, Lemuridae. Gene Ontology annotation, molecular function: nucleic acid binding.